AUGGACGACGUCAGCGGCGGUGCACCGGGUGCGUGCCCCAAGAACAAGAAGCCCCGGCACCUGUCCCGAUCGCUGACCUACCACCACCACCACCACCACCCGUACCAGGGGCGCCACCUGCCGCCUCCUCCGCCGUCGCCGUCGCCGGCGCCCACCCCCGCCGCAGCGCCCGCAGUCGGUGGUCCUCACACGACUUCGCUCCGCGGCGUGCGCCGCACGUUCGCGGACUGCUGCGCGCUCCUGGUCGGGGGCGUGCUCGUCGGCGGCGCCGACGAGGUCCGCCGGCUGCACGAGUCCGGCGAGCUCCGCCGCAUCCUCGAGGGCGCCCCCGGGCAGGACCCGGCCUUCGUCUGCGGUGCCUGCGGCGGGUUCCGGUUCGCGCCCUGCCCCGCCUGCGACGGCUCGCGCAAGGUGUUCGUGGAGGAAGAGGAGCGAGCCCGCCGCUGCAUAGAGUGCAACGAGAACGGCUUGGUACGCUGCCCCAAUUGCUGUUCUUGA
Molecule: messenger RNA, 498 nt
Organism: Miscanthus lutarioriparius
Lineage: Eukaryota; Viridiplantae; Streptophyta; Magnoliopsida; Poales; Poaceae
Source: the annotation of a GenBank genome assembly